This is a messenger RNA of Bradysia coprophila, 1028 nucleotides long. Its product is annotated as endoribonuclease Arlr-like. Gene Ontology annotation, molecular function: RNA endonuclease activity. The record is from RefSeq and is a predicted model, not a curated record. NCBI's taxonomy places the organism in Eukaryota, Metazoa, Arthropoda, Insecta, Diptera, Sciaridae.
GUAGUGUUGGUAGUUGAAUCUCAGACAAAAAAAAUUGUCUUCAGUUACUUCGCAGUUGCUAGUAAAAUAAAGUCGACGAAAUGAUCAAGGCAAUAGCUUUUGUCAUACUCGCUCUCGCAAUUGCACAGUUGGAAGCAGCUGCAAUCGACUAUGAAUACGCCAACAACUCGAUUCUAGUCACAGACGCCCAACUUCGCAGUCUUGGGGCAGAAUUAUUUAAUCUUGAUCAAAAUAAUGUUCGCAAUAUAAUAACCGUUGCAGCGCAGGGCAGAGGAACUGGUUGUCCUGGCCUAGCUUCAGAUAGAUUAAUGACAGUAAACACCGCUGCUUACUCCCGACCAACCAUCGCCAGACUUUUGCCAUUGUUCAAUCAUUACCGUGCUGACGUAAACAUUGCCGAGACAUUCACAGCAGCACAGACCAGAGAGCAGAACGAGUUCAUUGAUGCCGUUUUUAAUACACCGGUGAUGCGAAGAGCUGAAACCUUUUUGCAACAAAAUGGUUUGCCCAGUGGUCGAGCAAAUUUCGUUCGAAAUUGGUUUGAUUUAUAUUCAAGAGGAACUGGAGCUCUCGGAAGUAAUGGAUUUGAGCAUGUUUUUAUGGCUGAAACAAGGGAUUCAAGCAUUAUGGGAGCCCAUCAAUGGAUCUGGUUUGAUGAUCAGAAUAGACGUGGUAUUUUGAAUUAUCGCGGCCACAGAUCUUUCCAGGGUACUAUUGGUGGAGUUGGAACAGCGAAUAGAGCAUCGGGCAUUUCAGCUAUUUUCAACUGGCGGGGCUUCUGUAAGCCGAUCUCUAGUUUGUUUAUAGGUACAAGUCCUGAAUUUGAGCUGGCAAUUUUCAAUGUUUGCUACCACGCAAGACGAAACGGAUUGUGUCCAGUUACAUUGGGUGGUACCAACUUAAACAUUCAAACUUUUGACAUUACGCGUAGUGGACGACAAUUUGUUUCUACUGCUUACCCUGUUAUCAACUAAAUAUUGUUGACGUUGUUGAAAUAAAGUUCCUUAAAAUAGGAGAAGUUAUAUGAA